AUGACGACGACGAAAAGCGACUUUGGAGUCGUCUCGAUGUGGUCGCAGGUGGAAGCCGCGCCAAAGGACCCAAUCUUGGGGGUCUCGGAACUGUUUCACGCGGACAAAGAUCCGUCGAAAAUGCUCCUCGGCACGGGCGCUUACCGAGACGAUAACGGUAAGCCUUUAGUCCUCGAGUGCGUCAGAAAGGCGGAGAAGAAACUCAUCGAAGACGCGAAGAACAUGGAGUAUUUACCGACGCAAGGAGAUAACCAGUACAUAUCGAGAAGUUUAGAUCUGGCGUACGGGAAGGAGAUUGGAAACGCGGAAGCGAUUGCGGGGAUUCAAACGUUAUCGGGGACUGGAGCGUGUCGCUUGUUCGCGGAGUUCAUCGCUCGCUUUAAGAAAGGGGCGGUGUGUUACGUUCCAGAUCCGACGUGGUCGAAUCAUUUGAACAUUUUUCGCGACGCGGGAGUGGAGACGAAGGCGUAUAGAUAUUACAAAGCGGACACGAGGGGAUUGGAUUUUGACGGGUUGAAGGAGGAUUUGGGGAACGCGAAGGAAGGGGACGUCGUGUUGUUGCACGCGUGCGCGCACAACCCAACCGGGGUCGAUCCGAGCGAAGAACAGUGGUUGGAAAUCUCGAAAUUGUUCAAGGAUAAGAAUUUGUUUCCAUUCUUGGACAGCGCGUACCAAGGGUUUGCCAGUGGCGAUUGCGAUAAGGAUGCCUUUGCGUUGAGAAUGUUUAAGAGAGACGGGCACGCCAUGGCGUUGGCACAAAGUUUCGCCAAGAACAUGGGGUUGUACGGGCACAGAGUUGGGACGUUGUCCAUCGUGUGCGCGUCCAAGGAGGAAGCGACGGUCGUCGAGUCGCAGUUGAAAGUAAUCGCGAGAGCAAUGUAUUCGUCGCCGCCGUUGCAAGGAGCGAAUUUGGUGUCGACCAUCUUAGGCGACGAAAAAUUGAACGCGUUGUGGUUAACCGAGGUGAAGAUGAUGGCGGAUAGAAUUAUCGACAUGAGAGCGAAAUUAAGAGAGGCGUUGGAGAAGAGUGGGAGCACCAUGGGAUGGAAGCACGUGACCGAUCAGAUUGGGAUGUUUUGCUACUCUGGCUUAACUCCCGAACAGGUGGAUAGAUUAAAGGAUGAACAUCACAUUUACAUGACCAGGAACGGACGAAUCUCCAUGGCGGGCGUGACGAGUAAGACUGUCGAAAAGUUGGCGCAAGCCAUGCACGCGGUGACUACUUCCUAA
Molecule: messenger RNA, 1230 nt
Organism: Bathycoccus prasinos
Lineage: Eukaryota; Viridiplantae; Chlorophyta; Mamiellophyceae; Mamiellales; Bathycoccaceae
Product: aspartate aminotransferase
Exons: 2
Coding region: 1-1230 (409 amino acids)
Biological process (GO): amino acid metabolic process; biosynthetic process
Cellular component (GO): mitochondrion
Molecular function (GO): pyridoxal phosphate binding; L-aspartate:2-oxoglutarate transaminase activity
Source: RefSeq, a predicted model, not a curated record